Molecule: messenger RNA, 1604 nt
Organism: Hibiscus syriacus
Lineage: Eukaryota; Viridiplantae; Streptophyta; Magnoliopsida; Malvales; Malvaceae
Product: probable inactive serine/threonine-protein kinase bub1
Exons: 5
Coding region: 27-1589 (520 amino acids)
Biological process (GO): mitotic spindle assembly checkpoint signaling; meiotic sister chromatid cohesion, centromeric
Molecular function (GO): protein kinase activity
Source: RefSeq, a predicted model, not a curated record
UUCCUCGCUGCAAAAGGAAAACAAAAAUGGGAGAAAAAAGCUUGACAAUGAACGGCAAUCUAUUUUCUUCAGUAAUAUCUGAAAUCAAAUCUUAUUCUGGCAAAGACCCUCUUCUCCCUUGGCUGCGAGGGAUAAAGAAAAUAAAAGAUUCGGUUCCACCCCAUAUUUUAAACGAGAAGCUACCUCGCUUUUUGCAAAAAUGUACGCAAACGUUCGAAUCCGACCGCCGUUACCACGACGAUCUACGCUACCUCCGGGUUUGGUUACAGUUGAUGGAUUUUAUGGAUGAUCCAAGGGUGCUGUUGAGAAGAAUGGAAAUGAGUCAAAUAGGGACAAAACGUUCAUUGUUCUAUCAAGCAUAUGCACUUUACUACGAGAAAAUCAAGAAAUUUGAUGAGGCUGAAAAAAUGUACCUUUUGGGUGUUCAAAACCUUGCAGAGCCGGUUGAUGAGUUACAAAAAUCAUAUGAGCUAUUCCUGAAUCGUAUUGAGAGACACAAGAAGAAGAAGAAAAUGCAGGAAGGAAGAGCAGCUAGAAAGCCUCUCCAAUGCAGAGAGUCGAAAGAAAACAGUGAAACAAUAUGCAUAGUUGAAAAUAGUCAUAAGAGGUCUUCAUCAUUACAUAAUGGUAAAAAAGUGGAGAGCGAAAGGGGGAGAGCUUUGAUGGAAAGGGUGUCGGAUGAACCCAGGAAGGUCGGGAAUGAUGAUACGGUGGUCGUGAAGUUUGUUGAUACUGUCAUUGUUGCUAAAUCUGAAGCUGAAGAUGUCUGCCAUCAUGGACUAGUUGAUCCUACAAUAAACAUGAAAGAGGCAAUGAAUGCAAUCAAUAGCAUGUUUCGAGAACCUAUAGAGACAGCUCCUAUUGGGAGGAGAUCAUCUCAAAUGCAGCUGAAAGAAGAUCAUAGUUUGAAAAUAGGAUUUAAGGUGUUUGAUGAAAACUUGGAUAGAGGAAGCAACUCAUCAGUUCAACAUGAAGAAAAGGGGUUACAGAAUAAAGCUCAAAUUUGCCAGGCUAAGAAGGAAUCAUUCGAAAUAUACGUUGAUGAUGAUGAAGGAAAUAGUGAGGUUGGAGAGGAAAAUGAUAAAGAAAACUUAGAACAGUCAGAGGUUCAAAGUUUAGGAGAAGGUUGCAACGUCUUUGUGUUUCCAAAUCCUAAUGAUUUUUCUCCUGAAAGUUCAGAUGAUAUUGAUGCACAAAGUGCAAUCCGACCGAAGAUUCGAGAGGAUACAGUGGUUCACAGGUUCGUCGGUUCGACCAUUUCUGAUGAGCCAGUGGUAGAAAAUGUUUGCCACCAUGGCUUAGUAGACCCUACAGUUAACUUGAAGGAGGCUAUGGAAGACAUCAAUAACAUGUUUGGAAAGCCAAUAGAUUUUGUAAGGGCAAAAAGAAAGCAGGACAAAGCACCCGUUGAGAAACAAGAUCAUGGUGGGUUUUCUAUACUUCCUGAUGAUUUGGAAAAUCAGGAACCUCAGCCCCCAGCAAAAUCAUCCGGCAAAUUAAAUGGUAGUGAUUUAUUUGAGCCAACUGUGUUUACCAAAGAAGCAAUGGAUGAUAUAAAUAAGAUGUUUGGAAUGCCACUGGAGUUCUAGGAGAAAGAAAUUUAU